Leptopilina boulardi is the source of this 1920-nucleotide messenger RNA. Its product is annotated as acyl-CoA Delta(11) desaturase-like. Bases 146 to 1168 code for a protein of 340 amino acids. Gene Ontology annotation, molecular function: stearoyl-CoA 9-desaturase activity; iron ion binding. Gene Ontology annotation, biological process: unsaturated fatty acid biosynthetic process. Gene Ontology annotation, cellular component: endoplasmic reticulum membrane. The record is from RefSeq and is a predicted model, not a curated record. The transcript is spliced from 6 exons. NCBI's taxonomy places the organism in Eukaryota, Metazoa, Arthropoda, Insecta, Hymenoptera, Figitidae.
GUUGGCAGGAAACGUCGCGAAAUUUAUUUUCUGGCUAUACCGCGAGAGAACGAUUGCUCGAUAUUCGAUUACGCGGGUUCGGAAAGUGACGUGGGAGUAAAACGUGCUGUGAAACGACCCACGAGUAUAUAUACAUACACACAGGAUGAUCACAACAACGGUCACACAGUUAGAGCUGCCUACUAAGCAGAAAAUCGAAAAUGCAGAUAUUGCUGUCGAAGAUACACCUCAGCUACAAUCUCAGGAUGCACAACAACCUCUAAUUUGGCGAAACAUAAUUGGCAUUGCAAUUUUACAUAUUUUAGGUAUCUAUGCAUUUGCGGUCAGUUACAAGGAGGCCAAAUUCUGGACCUGGGUAUUCAGUCCACUAUACGGUAUAUCAGCGGGCUUAGGUAUCACGGCUGGGGCUCAUCGUUUAUGGGCUCAUAGAAGUUACUCUGCAAAGUUACCGCUCAGAAUAUUUCUCGCUUAUCUGUAUUGCAUGGCAGGUCAGACUCACAUGUACAAAUGGAUAAGAGAUCACCGAACUCAUCAUCGUUUCUCGGAAACACCGGCGGAUCCACACAACGCUAAUCGUGGAUUCUUUUUCUCCCACAUGGGGUGGCUAAUGAUGAAGAGGCACCCGGCUGUCAUUCAAAAUGGAAAAAAAAUCGAUAUGAGCGAUAUCGCCUCUGAUCCAGUGAUACAGUUUUUUGACAAAUUCUACGAGCCCAUCAUGUUGUCUUUGUGUUUCGUUCUGCCAACUCUAAUACCCGUUUACUGUUGGAAUGAAACUUGGUACAUCAGCAUCCACGCUGUCAUCAUUCGUUACAUCUGGCUGCUAAAUGCAACCUUUCUCGUCAACAGUUUCGCACACAUGUGGGGAAACCGGCCGUACAAUAGGAAGUUGAGGCCAACGGAAAAUCCAACAGUGGCCUUUUUUACACUUGGCGAAGGUUGGCACAACUAUCAUCACUCCUUCCCAUGGGACUAUCGUGCCGCUGAGCUUGGCGCUUAUGGACUCAAUCCGUCCACGGCUUUUAUUGAGAUUAUGUCGUGGCUUGGCUUGGCCUACGAUCUCAAAACACCCAGCAAAGAUUUGGUUAAGAAUUUCAAUCUCAAUAAGGGCGAUGGCACCGACAGUUUCUGGGGUCAUCAGUAUCACAAAAAUAUUCAACGAGAACGUUAAAUUAUAAAAAAAAAAAAAUUUUUUUUUGAAAAAAAUGUUCUGUAGCUAGAAAUUAUAAUUUUUUUAUGUAGAAAAAGAGAGAAAAAAAAACGAUUUGUAUUUCGCGCAAAACUUGAGAUUUUUUUUUAAAAAAUGUAAGUUCUUUGCUAGAUUCAAAUUCGAGAAACUGGAAAAUUUUUUGUAUAGUAUUUUUUAAAUAAUUAUAUCUGUCUUUCAUAUAUAUGUUAUCUGUAGUGAAUAAGGACUUGUUUCUCUAGUUUUUUUUUUUUAUUUUAAUUUUAUGUAUUGUCAUUAAUUUUCGAAUUAUUCUCUUCACUGUUGCUAAAAAUUUCUCCCAUUCAAAUACAAUUAUUAUAUUCGAUUUUGCAAAAUUAUUAUUUUUUGAAACAAAAAAUUAUAAAAUAGAAAUUGAUUAUAUAAACUAUUUUUUGAAGGUUAGGAACGAAAACACAUGUUACAAUUUGUGAUAUUACCGACCGAGUGUCGGUAACAUCGUACUGCGCAGACUCUGAAAUUUCGGCGCCAAUUUCAAACACUAAACUACUUUAAAUUUAAAAAUCCUCUUUUUUUAUUAUGUAAAAAUGUUACUUAUGCUUACAUUAUCAAAAAGGCAAAUAUAAUAGAAAAAAUAUACAUAUAUGUACAUAAUAAAAAAUAAAUUUAAAAAAUAGUCAUUUAUUUUAUACAAUAAAUGUAAAUGGAAAAAAAAAUAUUAAAUUCACUUUGAUUAAAAAAAUAAUCAAGCAAAAAUA